AUGGCGUUUUUCAAGAAACUCCGACCACAGGCGGCCAACCUAAUGGGCCCUUUCGCCGAACAGCUUCUGCGUCAAGCUCAAUUUCCACCUUCAGCUGAUACAAGCCUCAAGGUAUUGGAUAAUGCAUGCGGUGCAGGCACUGUGACGGAUAAGAUCAUGGGGUCACUUACGGAGGAGCAAAAGGCAAGGCUGUUCCUCACCUGCGCAGACAUUUCAGAUAUGAUGAUCGACGGUGUGAAGGAGCAUAUUGCUGCAUCGGGCUGGAAACAGGUGGAAGCCAUCAAAGCGGACGCGCAGGACACAAAAUUUCCAACAUCAUCAUUCUCACAUAUAUUCUUCAGCUUCGGGCCUAUGCUUCUCCCCGACCCGUUUGCAGGUCUGCGAGAAUGUUAUCGUAUCCUUCAACCAGGCGGUACGCUCGCCUUCACCACCUGGCAGAAGGUGCCGUGGUGUGAGGACUUCCGCGCAGGGCUUGCCACGAACCCAGAGAUUCCACCGCUGCCCGAGGACUCCGUGCUGAUCAAAGCAUAUGCAAAUACGGACGAGCCCUGGGACAACGUCACGGACGUCAAGGCACAUUUUCAGAUGCACGGCUUCGAGGACAUUAAGGUGGAGGCCGCCUGGAACACCAGCCGCAUUGAUUCCAUAGACGCCAUCCGUGAAAUGAUUCCUUACUCCCUCAACAAGUCUAUCGAGAAAUUUUGGACCAAGGAGCAGAUUGAGAAAUAUGAGAAGAUUGCUGGGGAUGCGGCUGUGGACUAUGUCGCGAAGAAAUACAAUGGCGGUCCCGUGCUGUGGGAUUGGACAGCGAUUAUCGCAACGGGCAAAAAGCCUCUUGCAUAG
Exophiala aquamarina CBS 119918 is the source of this 843-nucleotide messenger RNA. RefSeq lists its product as uncharacterized. The transcript is spliced from 2 exons. NCBI's taxonomy places the organism in Eukaryota, Fungi, Ascomycota, Eurotiomycetes, Chaetothyriales, Herpotrichiellaceae. The coding region runs from base 1 to 843 and encodes 280 amino acids. The record is from RefSeq and is a predicted model, not a curated record.